AUGCAUACUCCUUCCCUUAUAGCGGUCACGGUGGUGGCGCUUUCGACGUUCGCCAGUGCUGAGGUAGAAAGACCUAGAUUUUAUUUUCCCAGACAGAUAAAGCGCCAGCUAUUUACAAACUCGACGACCACGUUUACACCACCACAGACAAGUCAGGAAUCUACCAGCCAGGAAACGACGAGUCAAGAGACGACAGCUCUCCCCACGAUUCCAGUUGCGCAGACGUCGAUAACAUCAUCGCGAUCUUUAUCGGACAUAUUAGGCUUCUCAACAACUAGUGCCAGACAGGAGCCCCCAUCUGCUCCUGGAACAACAACAACGUCUGCUGGGACAACCGGAAUCUCCUUUUUUGAUUCUGCUUUGGCUCCAAUAUUUCCGACGAGUGGAAGAUCUACCAGUGCUGCAUCCGCAAGUCAGACUGAUAGCGCUGUUUCUUCAGACCCAACUUCAUCUGAUGUGACCCCAGGAUCAACUGGAAUUCUUCCACCUGUAGUUGUUGUGCCAACAGUAGCUACGAGCGCUACUUCCACCGCCGAAUCCUCAAGCCCAAAUCCAGAAACUUCAACCGGUGGAAUUACUUUUGGUCCAGGUGGCAUAUUGACCUCAUCCGCGGAAUCAACGUCGGCGGCAGACUCGACCUCUGACUCUGUUGUGGUUGUUCCAACACUUACCCCAUCUACUGAACCCGAGUCAAUCACAUCUGGAAUCACAGGAACAGGAACGGGAACUGCACCAGAGGUCACCCCAACACCCACGCCAAGCACGGUCGAAACUAGUCAAGUCGUUGUUCCUACUCAAUCGCCUUCUAGCACUGAGGCAGUUACCACAGCAGCACCGGAAACGACUGCUGCUCCAGAGACUACCGCUGUUCCAGAGACGACCCCAUUGGCCAGUCUCAUCUCCAGCCUCUCAAGUGACAUUAGCGAUAUCAUUCCAACGAUUGUCCCUACUCUCACUUCUGAUCCAGUCACUGUCCCAACUGCGGAGCCAACCACGACCAGCGAUGUUCCAACAGUAAUUCCAACGACCAGUGCCGAGUUGCCAAUUACCACGGAUAUUCCAACGAUUAUCCCAACAACCACUGAUCUACCAAUUACUACGGAUAUUCCAACGAUCAUCUCAACCACGGACUUGCCAAUCACUACCGAUCUUCCUACCAUCAUUCCAACGACGACUGAUUUGCCAAUUACCACUGACAUCCCCACCAUCAUCCCCACGCCAACGUCGGACUUGCCAAUUACCACUGACAUCCCCACGAUCAUCCCAACGCCAACGUCGGACUUGCCAAUUACCACGGAUCUUCCAACGACCAUCCCAACCACCGAUAUACCAAUCACUACUGAUGUUCCUACGACCGUCCCAACUACUGACUUGCCAACUGAUGUUCCAACCACCACCCCAACUGAUGCUACAUUGCCAACAAUCACCACCGAGCCACCGAUCACCACCCCGACAAUCACCACUGAUGGACCGAUCACAACCGAGCCACCGAUCACUACUCCGACAAUCACGACAGAUGGGCCGAUCACCACUGAGCCACCAACCACUACCCCUUCAAUCACAACGGAUGGACCGAUCACCACAACUGGUCCUUCUGAUACCGUGAUAACUAGUCCAACCACCACUGGCCCUAGCGAUACCAUAACCACUCCAAGCGUCACAACCACCCCUACUCCAUCUGUGACUGAUGAUACCACCAUAACCGGGCCUACUACCUCGCCCACGAGCGUGAUCACCACGCUUCCUGAUACCACAACGGCCCCAACCACUAUUUCUGACCCUACCACAACCGGUACCGUCACGAGCGACUCCACAGGAUCGACCACUGGCUCUGGAACAUCAGUCAGCGAUACCACUCUUCCAACAACGACAGGUCCAUCCACAGCUGUGUCAACUGAUGCCUCCACAAAUGAUACCACAUUGGCCCCAUCAACAAGCGUCUCAACAGGUUCAGAAUCUACCGGUAUUGCAACCACAAACGAUACCCUUCCAACUGCUACCGCGACUACGCCUACCGCUGUUUCUCCAACUUCGGAAGCUCCAACUACAACAGCUGUGCCCAGCUCAAGUGUACCUACCGUUGCUCCAGUUACAAGCGUCGUUCCAACCGCAAGCGACAGUGCGACGUCGAUGUGGCUACCAACCACCUUGAUCGCAGCACCAUCGUCUACCAGCACCUCAGGCCAAUCAUCUGCACCACAAACCACCGGUAUCAGUCCAACUCUCCCGAAAGUCAUCCAAAAUCCAAAUGGCAACAUUCCACAAACAGUGCCAGAGGGUCAGACCAAGAUUCAGAUUGGUUUCGUCUUUGCUCUCAACUACCCAUUCAUCGUAGCAACCCCAUUGUCUUCUGCUCAGAUUUUCAAGUACCUUCCUCAAGGAAUUGCCGAUGGUCUAGGAUUAGAUAUUGAUCAAGUCACCAUCCAGAGCUUAGCUCCUCUCGACACCACGGCCCAAUUGGGUUUCAUUACCACCUUGGCUAUGGCUUACAUUCCCACGAGCUUGGUUGAAAGUUUGAGCCUCGAUCUUCACAUUCCGACCUCUGCGAUCUACAAGAACGAUGAUAACAGUGUUCAAACUUUGGUGAACUACAUCAACCCUGCUAUCCCAAUCACUCCUGGUUCAAACUUGGAUGGUUCAGGAAGCAGCAGCGGUCCAGGAGCUUCCCCAUCAUCUCCAGGUGGUGGCUCAUCGAACAAUGAUGGAGCCUUCAAUACUGACAACCAGAACCAGUCAUCAUCGGUCAAGGGUACGACAGCUGGUAUUGCCAUGGCUGCCAUUGGUGGAUCUGCCGCCUAUGGUGCUGCCAUGUUCUUGAUCGCACGUAGAUACAAGAAGCGUAAGCAAAGCCAUCGUAGAUCAAGCUCCCUCAUGGGCCCAGAGAUGAGAUCAGGAAGCCCAGCUCUUAUGGGUGGAGCCAAUGCUUUCAUGUCUGGAGGUCGCGUCUCACCAGGUGGAACCAUCACCAAUGAUCGGAAUAGUAGGGGAAGUGGCCGAACUGGAAACUCGGCACGAACACAACAAAUCUCAGCACCGAUGAUGGCAGAGAAUUCUCUCGGCUGGAAUUAG
Messenger RNA from Glarea lozoyensis ATCC 20868, 3069 nucleotides. RefSeq lists its product as uncharacterized. The coding region runs from base 1 to 3069 and encodes 1022 amino acids. Gene Ontology annotation, biological process: osmosensory signaling pathway via Sho1 osmosensor; signal transduction involved in filamentous growth; fungal-type cell wall organization. NCBI's taxonomy places the organism in Eukaryota, Fungi, Ascomycota, Leotiomycetes, Helotiales, Helotiaceae. The transcript has a single exon. Gene Ontology annotation, cellular component: plasma membrane; site of polarized growth; extracellular region. The record is from RefSeq and is a predicted model, not a curated record. Gene Ontology annotation, molecular function: osmosensor activity.